Molecule: messenger RNA, 885 nt
Organism: Lodderomyces elongisporus
Lineage: Eukaryota; Fungi; Ascomycota; Pichiomycetes; Serinales; Debaryomycetaceae
Gene: RPF1
Product: rRNA-binding ribosome biosynthesis protein
Exons: 1
Coding region: 1-885 (294 amino acids)
Biological process (GO): maturation of 5.8S rRNA; maturation of LSU-rRNA
Cellular component (GO): nucleolus; preribosome, large subunit precursor
Molecular function (GO): rRNA primary transcript binding
Source: RefSeq, a predicted model, not a curated record
AUGAGUACAAGUGAAGCACUCAAGAAUAUCAAGAAUAAACAGAGGAGGCAGAAGGUUUAUGGCGAUAUCAAGCGAGCCAAGGAGAAGCAACGUCACCAGCUUCGAGCAGAAAGAGCCAAAGAAGAGAGACUCAACCCUGAAUUACGAGAGCAGAGGAUUGCUGAGAAUGUGCCUGAUACUAUAGAGUCGAAAAGAAUAUACGACGAGACCAUUGCACAGGAAGUUGAAGGUAACGAUGAGUUUGCCGAGUAUUUCGAAAACCUUACUAAAGAGCCCAAGAUUUUGCUUACGACAAAUGUUAAUGCCAAAAAAGCAGCAUAUGAAUUUGCAGAUAUGUUGAUGGACUUCCUCCCCAAUGUGACUUUUAUCAAGCGUAAGAAGGAUUUUAGUAUUCAGGAUAUGGCAAAAUUCUGCUCGAAUAGAGAAUAUACUACAUUGAUCAUCAUUAACGAAGAUAAAAAGAAAGUUAAUGGGAUGACAUUGAUAAACUUACCGGAGGGUCCGACUUUUUACUUUUCAAUAACAUCAAUUGUUGACGGCAAGAGAAUCAAGGGCCACGGGAGAGCCACCGACCAUAUUCCAGAGUUGGUGCUAAAUAACUUUAACACGAGGUUAGGUAAGACCGUUGGUAGGUUAUUCCAAUCAAUAUUCCCACACAGACCAGAGUUACAAGGACGACAAGUCAUUACGUUGCAUAACCAAAGAGACUAUAUUUUCUUAAGGAGACACAGGUAUGUGUUUAGAAACGAAGAAAAAGUUGGCCUACAAGAAUUGGGGCCGCAGUUUACAUUGAAGUUACGGAGAUUGCAAAAGGGUGUUAGGGGAGACGUUGUGUGGGAGUUCAAGCCGGAUAUGGAAAGAGACAAGAAAAAGUUUUACUUGUAG